Messenger RNA from Pecten maximus, 1082 nucleotides. RefSeq names its product angiopoietin-related protein 7-like. The record is from RefSeq and is a predicted model, not a curated record. The transcript has 4 exons. Bases 1 to 627 code for a protein of 208 amino acids. Lineage: Eukaryota; Metazoa; Mollusca; Bivalvia; Pectinida; Pectinidae.
AUGGAUCCAGAUGUCUUCUGCUCAGGUGUCUACCGGAUUACACCGUCACCAGGAGUCAGCUUCGAUGUGUACUGUGACAUGGAGACGGCUAACGGACCCUGGACGGUGAUACAAAACAGGCAAAAUGGCGAGGAAGAAUUCUUCAGGCCAUGGAAUGACUACAAGAAUGGUUUUGGUAAUCUUCUUGGCAAUUUCUGGCUUGGAAAUGACGCCAUCCACUACAUCACCCUCAAACCUUCCGUCCUCCGCAUUGAAUUGGUCUCAUGGUUAGGUGAUGCCAGGCAUGCGCAGUAUUCUACAUUCAAAGUUGAAAACGAGGCUGACAACUAUAGACUGACUGUAUCCGGAUUCUCUGGUGAUGUCCGGUAUGAUGGUAUGAAUAUACAUAACGGGAUGGCCUUCUCUACUUACGACCGGGACAAUGAUGUAGGCCGUACCAAGAACUGUGCUUCAGUUAAUCAAGGCGGAUGGUGGUAUAAAAGUUGUUAUGAUGCCAAUCUAAACGGAGGAGUAUAUGUUAACGGCCGUGAUAACUUUAAGUCUCUUGUCUGGGAUAACUUCUACCCGGAUGUGAAAUACCCUCACAUGAUGACGACACGAAUGCUAGUGAAACGUCAACCAGCAUAACGGAAAACGAUCAACUCUGUAUUAACUUGUUGACGAGAUAUCGCAAGGUAUACAUUUCCCAUCAAAUUUGACUUUAACAUGUAGUUAUGGACAAGGGCGAAACAGAUAUAAUCUUGGGAGAAACAGACAUAAACAGUAUUUUCUCCUUUGUCUAUAGUAAACAUGAUUGUCAAAUGCAAAGCAUUUUGGAAAUACUACCAUAAAAUUGGCUGAAUCACAUCAAAUAUGAUAUAUGAAAAUAAUGUUGAACUUAAAUGUUAUUUGCUAUUUUUCAAAAGUUAAUAUGAUAUGCAAAGUGUUUUUACAUUACAUUAACCGUGAAUAUGUUAAAUUAAUGUAUUCUGCAAUGGAUACCCUUUGUAGAGCCUAUCUGUUACAUGCUUCUUUACAGUCCGACGCAUUUUGUUACUUGUAAAAAUAUGGUUAUUGACCAUUUUUUUAACAGUGUAGAUGCA